AUGUCGACACUCAGUCAUCACCCGUACGCGUUCUCCAUGCACCCCGGCAUGCUGCCGGAGUAUCCCAGCGCUCCGCAGCCCCUCCCGGCCUCUUCGCCUCAAUCGGAGGGACACAUCAAGAGACCGAUGAACGCUUUCAUGGUGUGGUCCCGCCUGCAGCGCAGACAGAUCGCCAAGGACAACCCGAAGAUGCACAAUUCGGAGAUAUCGAAGCGCCUCGGGGCAGAGUGGAAGCUGCUAUCGGAGAUGCAAAAGAGACCGUUCAUAGAUGAAGCGAAACGGCUCCGCGCGUUGCACAUGAAGGAGCACCCAGACUACAAAUACAGGCCACGAAGGAAGCCGAAACCCCCGACGCCCGGCAGCGCGCCCGGCGCUGGCGCAUUUCCAAGUUUCCCGUUGCCCUACUUCGCCGGACCGGCUCCGACAGUGGGACAUCUAGAUGCUCUAUCUUACCCGGCGGUGCCACCGUAUUUUCCCCAUCAAUUGGACCACUUACAGUUCUCUAAGUUAAUGGCACCGACGGCGGAGAAGUUGCCGACGGCGUCUUCUGCGGCGGCGGUUGUAUCGUCCUUCUAUUCAUCGUUAUACACCACACCGACGGGUCCUCCGAAGCCGUUCUCUUCACCGUUGUUCCAUCAGUACGGAGCGCCACCGUCGCCAGUAUCACCUGCAACGCCAACCCAGCACAGUCCGCACGACGACCAACUCAGGCGGCCCGUUUCCGUGAUCUAUUGA
Molecule: messenger RNA, 735 nt
Organism: Leptosia nina
Lineage: Eukaryota; Metazoa; Arthropoda; Insecta; Lepidoptera; Pieridae
Source: the annotation of a GenBank genome assembly